GGGCAGGAGGACCCAGAACCCACACAGAUUAAAGAGGAACAGGAGGAACUCCGGACCAGUCAGGAGGAAGAGCAGUUUCAAGGGCUUGAGGCAGAUACCAUAGAGAACAUAUUCAUUCCUGUCUGUGUGAAAAGUGACCGUGAUGAGGACCCAACUCAGCUCGCACAUCUCUAUCAAGCCCAAAAGGAAGGAAACGGAGAGAGAGACACUUUACCCAAUAUUACAACUGAACAGAUCAAAACAGAACCUGAUGGAGAGGACUACAGAGAAUCAGAAGCAACCAGUGUCUCUCAGCCUUUCUCUGCUGUAAAUCUAGACUGUUCUGCAGCUCAGAGUGAAAACAGUCAAAGUGUCAGUGGUAUGGAGACAGGAGGACCUCCACCAGGUUUUAAGCCAGUCAUAUCAAAGAUGGUAAAAGGACAAAGCUCCCAUAUCAAUACUAAGGGUAAGAAUUCCACACAGUUAUCCCUCCUGAAAUCACCCAGUCAAAGUCAUGCUACUCCCUGUUGUUGUAAGGUGUGUUGUAAGUCUUUUCAUCACAUGGGUUCAUUAAUUAAACACGUGCAAACUCAUAGAAAGGAUAAAGAAAGUAUUUGUGGUGUGUGUGGAAAAUGUUUUCAGUCCACAGAAAGUAUGAAAGGUCACCUAAAAACUCACAUUGCAGCUAGGUUUUGUUGUGAUGUUUGUAGUAAAGGGUUCAGCAAGAACAGUGAGCUGAUAGUGCACAUGAGGAUUCACACAGGGGAGAGUCCAUAUCAUUGUUGUCAUUGUGGCAAAGCAUUCAAACAGAAUGGAAAUCUAAAAAUACACAUGAGGACCCACACAGGGGAGAAAUCGUAUAUCUGUCCUGAUUGUGGCAAAGGAUUCAGCAUUGCCAGUAAUCUGAAAGUGCACACGAGGACUCACACGAGAGAGACCAUACUGAUGUCUUCAUAGUAGAAGUGCAUUUCCCAAUCAGGUACAUUAAAUAACAAUCAAAGAUGCACCAAGGAAUCACUGUAUAGGUGCAAUGAUUGCAGGAGUUCUCAAAAUGAUGGAACUACAAAGUUACAUGAACAACCGUCACCAGGGGAGAACACAUGACAGUGUGCUGUUUGGGAAAAGGUCUGGAGACAGAAGAUUGAGAGUCACAUUCUAACUUACACCUGUGAGAGGAGAUGCCCUUUAGGACACUAUUUUUUAAAUUUUAUUUUACCCUUAUUUUACCAGGUAAGGUGACUAAGAACACAUUCUCAAUUACAGCAACGACCUGGGGAAUUGUUACAGGGAGAGGAGGGGGGAUGAAGGAAGCUGGGGAUGAUUAGGUGGCCAUGAUGGUAUGAGGCCCAGGCUUGGGUGAAUACAAUAUGACUGAAUUACUGCUUGACCAUAAAGAACUCCCCAUCACUGUCUAACAGAGAGCAGUUUGUGGAUUUCUGAGCAACAGGAGUCCCUGCUCAUUAGUUAUAGGAUGACAAAGACAUGUUAAACUAUGUCCUCCUUUUUUACAUAAAACAUGUUUUUGUUUUUAGAGUGAAAAUGUAUUGUUAAUGUAGCAGAAUUCAAUAUUUUAUCUGUUCUGAUGUUCACAUAGUUUUCCCAAUAUCAGUUACUUUGUGCUUAUGUUUCCUCAAGUGUCCUCAGGAGCUGAAAGAUUCCUACCAUUUUUGUUAUUACCUCUGAGUUUGAUGUCUGUAUACAUUUUUAUUUCGUUUUCCAUGUUUUGACAAACAUUAAGAAAAAUGUUAUGAGAUCAAGUGGACCCAUUCGUAUAAAUGAGCCUUCUGUAAUGUUUUAUAUCUACACAGAAUAAAUGUUUAUAACACGUGCA
Messenger RNA from Coregonus clupeaformis (lake whitefish), 1810 nucleotides. RefSeq names its product zinc finger protein 239. The record is from RefSeq and is a predicted model, not a curated record. Lineage: Eukaryota; Metazoa; Chordata; Actinopteri; Salmoniformes; Salmonidae. The transcript has a single exon. The annotation marks the transcript as partial.